Molecule: messenger RNA, 2278 nt
Organism: Mobula hypostoma (lesser devil ray)
Lineage: Eukaryota; Metazoa; Chordata; Chondrichthyes; Myliobatiformes; Myliobatidae
Gene: faxcb
Product: failed axon connections homolog, metaxin like GST domain containing b
Exons: 6
Coding region: 302-1528 (408 amino acids)
Cellular component (GO): cytoplasm
Source: RefSeq, a predicted model, not a curated record
UUUCCUCAGAUUGCUAUCAGUACAUGUUUGGGGUAUUCGUGUCUUCGGGGAAUCGGUAUGACAAGUGAUGACAUCAUUGACGGAGUCACCGGAGGGAAGAAAACACAGGAAGACAAAGGAAGGGAUCGGGAGCCAGGCCAAUAUGCUGCUGUUUCUUCAACGAUCCACGGGUGGUGUUCACACAUUUGCUCUUUCGGCAACUUAUAUCAACAUGACAUCAUUACAUUUCCCCGGAUAUCUGCAAUUAUCUCGGAUUUAAAAGGGCGCAGCCUCUCGGGCCGACCUGUCCGAUCAUCGGAGAAUGUACUGGGGUGUCGGGUUUGCAUCGUCCCGAUCAUGCGUGGUUGACCUGAGCAGGAAUCACAGCUUUUCCCUGGGACUGUGCGGUCCUGAUGACCACUACUCCUUCUAUGGGUACAUAAUCACUUUCCCUCUGCAGGAUUACUCUCACAUCAUGUCAGGGCUGGGCACGGAGUCGUGGUGGAAGAAGACGUUGUGCCUUACCGGGGGCGCCUUGCUGGCAGCGGCUGCCUAUCUCCUGCAUGAAUUACUGGCCAUCAGAAAGGAGCAAAAACUGGAUUCUAAAGAUGCGAUUAUAUUGCAUCAGUUCUCCCGGCCAGAGUGUAAGAUUCCCAGCCUGUCUCCUUUCUGCUUGAAGAUGGAAACGUUCCUCCGAAUGGCUGACUUGCCGUACCAGAAUUAUUUCGACGGCAAACUCUCUCCUCAAGGAAAGAUGCCUUGGAUUGAAUAUAACCAUCAAAAAGUAUCGGGCACAGAAUUCAUUAUUGAUUUUCUUCAAGAUAAACUGGGCGUUAACUUAAAUAAACAUUUGGAUCCCAGCGAUAGAGCAGUUUCAAGGGCCAUCACAAAAAUGGUGGAAGAGCACUUCUAUUGGGCCAUUGUGUACUGUCAAUGGAUCGACAAUCUCCACGAGACUGGAAAAAUAUUGUCUGUCUCAGGUCCAUUCAGUGGCUUUCUGAAAUGGAUACUGUGUCACCUAACAAGAGGAAUUGUUAAGCGGGAAAUGUACGGUCAUGGCAUUGGCCGCUUCUCAAAGGAAGAAAUAUAUACCCUCAUGGAAAAGGAUAUGCGAGCACUUUCGAUCAUCUUGGGUGAUAAGAAGUACUUCAUGGGCCCUAGGCUGUCCACAGUUGAUGCGGCUGUGUUUGGGCAAUUGGCUCAGGCAAUGUGGACUCUGCCUGGAACGAGACCGGAGAGGCUGAUCAGAGAUGAGCUGGUCAAUCUUGCGAUGUACUGUGAGAGAAUUAGGCGAAAGUUCUGGCCUGAAUGGACGGAAGAGAGUGAAGAUGCUUCAUACAGUAACGAAGAUGAAACUAGUGAGGACAGUUUGACUCCCACACCGCUCCAAGACUUCAGUUUGUACUCGCGCACAGAAACUUUUGAUGAAGAAUUAACUGAGAACAGUGUUUCCUGUUCACAAACUCCAGACACCGAUCAGACCGGUCAUUCGCUUUUUGAUUCGGAUGUGGAAAUGGAAGAGUACACAGAUACCGAGCUGGUCAAAUGAAACAUACUAAAGGGUUAACUGUCCCUUCUGCACUUUAAGCAGUCAAACUGAUAUAUUCUGGAGGUCACUAGGAAUCACCCAGUACAAUUAUUGCCAUUCAGACCAAUGUCAAAUCAUCACCUCUUACAGUAGCCUAGAGCACAAGAGAUUCUGUAGAUGCUGGAAAUCCAGAGUGGCACAUGCACACACAAAAUGCUGGAGGAACUCAGCAGGUCAGGCAGCACCCGUAGAAAGGAAUAUGAAGGAGUGGUACUGAUGAAGAGUCUCAGUCCUAAACUUUGAUUCUUUAUGCCUCUCCAUAGAUGUUACCUGACCGGCUCAGUUUCUCCGGCGUUUUGUGUGUACUAUACCCGAUAGUCUCGUCUUACAACAGUAAAGUCUACUCUUUUAAAUGAUAGGAUGUACAUGCUCGAUGAGCAGAACCGUCAUAAUUGUCACUGUGUAGUAGCCCCAUGUGCCUAACGCAUCCGGUUUUGAUGCUACAUCUCUGUACAAAGUGCUUGCCCUUCGUUCAUUUUUGGCAUUUCCAAAGUUCCAUGCCUCUGCGCACGCUCGGCAGUCACUUCACACACCUGUACUCCCGAUCGUUGAUGCAGAUCUCUCAUCGCCAAUCAUGUGGCAGCAACGCCAUGCGUAAAAGCACGCAGACGAGCGGCUCAGUAGCAGUUCAGGCCAGACAUCCGAAUGGGAAAGAAAUACGAUCUGUGUGGCUUUGACUGUGGAAUGAUUGUUCCUGUCAGACAGGGCGUU